Misgurnus anguillicaudatus (oriental weatherfish) is the source of this 2173-nucleotide messenger RNA. It is a transcript of the gene rflnb, whose product is annotated as refilin B. Gene Ontology annotation, molecular function: filamin binding. Gene Ontology annotation, biological process: negative regulation of bone mineralization involved in bone maturation; skeletal system morphogenesis; negative regulation of chondrocyte development. The record is from RefSeq and is a predicted model, not a curated record. Gene Ontology annotation, cellular component: actin filament bundle. Lineage: Eukaryota; Metazoa; Chordata; Actinopteri; Cypriniformes; Cobitidae.
CUUGUAAAACAAUGAACGACUUUGAGAGUGAACAGUUGUGAAUGCAAGUAGGCUGGCAAGUGUUGAGACCCACAUUUUCUUCUCUGAUGACUGAAAACGCUGAAAUGUAAAGUAAAGGAGAUUUCCUCCACUUUACUUUUCAUAAACCUAUUUGAACUUGAAGACAACGGUCACACUCAGCAGCUUCUUCAGGUCUGCAUUUCAAAGUCUCGAGGAGGAAACGGGAGCGCCACGACACGGAUUAUCGACACGGCACCUCACAGCUGUUUUGCUUUAUACAAAAUAUUUGGAUCACUGUUGGACCCCAAGAUUUGUACAUAACUAUAUUUCAAUAGAUACGUUUGUGUUUGGAACGUGCCUCAAGUUUGCCGUUUUUUUGUGGAGCGACUUUAAAAAGCAAUGGUGGGGAGGCUUAAUUUACAGCAUGUGUCUGAUGACGAUCCGCUGGAUAUGAAUUUCAAAGCUGAUCGGCCUCUUGACAGUCCGGACUCUGGUUUGCCUCCGAGCCCGAGUCCAAGUGUUUGGUUACUGCAGGGCACCGGGACUGUCACCCCCAUUACUGAGGAUGAAAGCAGAGAGUCAGCUGUGGUUCCAGUUAAAUUGCAUGCAUUGUCCUAUGGAGAGGGCAUUGAACUAGAUCCUCUUCCAUCAAAAGAAAUAAGAUAUACAUCAUCAGUGCGUUAUGACUCAGAUCGACACUUCAUCCAGGAUGUGACCCUGCAACCCAGAGGUCUGGGGUUGGAGAUGUGCAGCCAGACAAUUUUGGCCCUGCCACAAAGCACCUGGAGACAUUACAAGACCCAGCUCGAGUUUCAGCCCCGUCAGAGGGUGCAGCGCUACCAAAGCACCACUAUUGUGUACCCCAAACACACCCGGACCUUCUACACCACCCAGCUCAACUAUGAUGGGCACAAGCUGGCCAAGCGCUUCUUUUCUGCUGUAGAGCUGCAGGCGUCUGACUGCAAGGCUGGUCUUUGAAAGACAGACGGGUAUUUGUGCCUGACAUUACGCCCAUAUGUACCAAUUAUAAACCACCGCCUGCAUUCAUUGUGAGUCCCAGGAGACAAAAAAGGAAACUUGGACUUAAAUUGUUGCCAGUUGGAAAGGGGUUCCCAAGAAAGACUUGCAUUUUUUAAAGGUUUUUUUUAAGGUUGAAGGAAAGUAAGCAACUGUGUUGCUUUUGUUUUUAAGAGGUUUUUAAGAGUGACACGCAGAUGUUUUGAUGGUUUGCUUCAUCAAUGCUCUGUAGUGGUAUAACGUGGUUAAUAGUAUGGUUUUUAAUUGUAUGUACUAUGUGUGGUUGGUUAUUUAAUGGUUAGAUUUCAGAUGUUGCUGAUCUUGGACCAUCACUGCUUUGAAAGGUUAGAUUUAUUGCUCACACAUAGGUUGUCACAGAGGGAUGUGGGAAAGCAGACCCCUUCAUUAAUUUAGUUAUAGAAUAAUAAAGCAUAUUUGGGUUUAGAUACGAAGGUGGAGCUUUUUAUACUAUUUUUUUCACAAAUUAAAUGGUUGUAUUUCACUGAGACCUACAGUAUAUGAAAGAAUUCACAUGUAUUUUUCUUAACGGACAGGGUAUUUGGGUUUGUUUGCACAAGGUUAAUGGGUAUAUCCAUGUAGAAAUAUUUGAAUCAUUAACUUCAUCUGAACCUAACCUUAUCUGCAUAUUUUUACUACUGUAAGUCUUUUUUUUUUUUGGACAUAUUUAUGCUUAACUUCAGUGUCUCUACUUGGUUUUAGGAAGUUGUAAAGAUUUCAUCUUUAUCAUUUACUUGUGAAGGAAAGCUAAAUAGUUGGGUUAGCAUUAGAGAUUAACCCAAUACUGCAGACUGAGGUUUUGUAGACCAGUAUUUGAAAUAAAUUAUAAUGUAAAUAACUUUCAAACAGCACUUCAGUCUAAAUGUAUGUUUUAUCAGUGGGACUUUUAUUCUACUAUUUAUUUCCUGUUUGUUUUUAUUUGUUAUUAAUUUUCAUCUGCGUCAUUGUUAGGGAGGCAUAAUCGUUGCAACUGUUUUUGUAGUUGUGCUGUUGUUAUUUUAAUAAUUUUAAAACAAUAUAGGAUAAUUAUUUAAAUUGUUUUAUAUUGUUUUAAUGAAAAUAAUCGCAGUGAGAAUAAUUAAGACAGCAAGUAACUUUUAAAAUGAAAUAAAUUCAUGAUUGGUGAUUCGUGAUUGGA